UUCCCUCCUAGCACCAAGACCUUCCAGGAGGCACAGAGCCAGCUGAACCGGGCAGCCGCGGGGCUCAACCAGUCUGCCAACGAGCUGGUGCAAGCAUCGCGUGGCACCCCUCAAGACCUGGCCAAGUCCUCUGGCAAAUUUGGUCAGGACUUCAAUGAGUUCCUGCAAGCAGGAGUGGAGAUGGCCAGCCAGUCCCCGAAUAAAGAAGACCAGGCACAGGUGGUGUCAAACUUGAAGAGCAUCUCCAUGUCCUCCAGUAAGCUACUGCUGGCUGCAAAGGCACUCUCUGCCGACCCUGCAGCCCCCAACCUCAAGAAUCAACUGGCAGCAGCGGCACGGGCUGUGACCGACAGCAUUAACCAGCUGAUCACUAUGUGCACCCAGCAGGCGCCGGGCCAGAAGGAGUGCGACAAUGCCCUGCGGGAGCUGGAGACAGUGAAGGAGCUGUUGGAGAAUCCCACCCAGACUGUCAACGACAUGUCCUACUUCAACUGCCUUGACAGUGUCAUGGAGAACUCCAAGGUGCUGGGUGAGUCCAUGGCUGGCAUCUCCCAGAACGCCAAGAACAGCAAACUGCCCGAGUUCGGUGACUCCAUCAGUGCCGCCUCCAAAGCUCUCUGCGGGCUGACGGAGGCAGCUGCCCAGGCUGCCUACCUCGUGGGGGUCUCGGACCCCAACAGCCAGGCUGGACAGCAGGGCUUGGUAGACCCCACUCAGUUUGCCAGAGCUAACCAAGCUAUCCAGAUGGCCUGCCAGAACCUGGUGGACCCUGCCUGCACCCAGUCCCAGGUGCUGUCAGCAGCCACCAUCGUAGCGAAGCACACCUCGGCCCUGUGCAACACGUGCCGCCUGGCCUCCUCCCGCACCGCCAACCCUGUGGCCAAGCGCCAGUUCGUCCAGUCAGCUAAAGAGGUGGCCAACAGCACAGCCAACCUGGUGAAGACCAUCAAGGCCCUGGAUGGCGAGUUCAACGAGGAAAACCGGGAGCGAUGUCGCGCUGCCACUGCCCCUCUCAUAGAGGCUGUGGAUAAUCUGACGGCCUUCGCCUCCAACCCAGAGUUUGCCACCGUUCCUGCCCAGAUCAGCCCAGAGGGGCGCAGAGCCAUGGAGCCCAUCGUCUCUUCAGCCAAGACCAUGCUGGAGAGCUCUGCUGGCCUCAUCCAGACCGCCCGCUCUCUGGCUGUCAACCCCAGGGACCCACCGCAGUGGUCAGUGCUGGCUGGCCACUCUCGCACUGUUUCAGACUCCAUCAAGAAGCUCAUCACCAACAUGAGGGACAAAGCUCCAGGACAGCGGGAGUGUGACGAGGCCAUCGAAGUCUUGAACAGAUGCAUGCGGGAGGUGGACCAGGCCUCCCUCGCUGCCAUCAGCCAGCAGCUGGCCCCCCGAGAAGAUAUCUCCCAGGAGGCUUUGCACAACCAGAUGAUCACGGCUGUCCAGGAGAUCAGCAACCUGAUUGAGCCUGUGGCCAGUGCAGCACGGGCAGAGGCCUCGCAGCUGGGGCACAAGGUGUCCCAGAUGGCUCAGUACUUUGAGCCGCUCAUUAUGGCAGCUAUUGGUGCUGCCUCCAAAACGCCCAACCACCAGCAGCAGAUGAACCUCCUGGACCAGACCAAAACGCUGGCUGAGUCCGCCUUGCAGAUGCUGUACACGGCCAAGGAGGCUGGCGGGAAUCCCAAGCAAGCUGCCCACACCCAGGAGGCUCUGGAGGAGGCUGUGCAGAUGAUGAAGGAAGCUGUGGAGGACCUGACCACCACCCUGAAUGAGGCAGCCAGCGCUGCAGGUGUUGUGGGAGGCAUGGUGGACUCCAUCACCCAGGCCAUCAACCAGCUGGAUGAGGGGCCGAUGGGUGAGCCAGAGGGGACCUUUGUGGACUACCAGACCACGAUGGUGAAGACAGCCAAGGCCAUCGCAGUGACCGUGCAGGAGAUGGUCACCAAAUCCACCACCAACCCGGACGAGCUGGGCAUACUGGCCAACCAGCUCACCAACGACUAUGGGCAGCUGGCGCAAGAGGCCAAGCCAGCUGCCCUCACUGCCGAGAAUGAGGAGAUCGGCUCCCACAUCAAGCGCCGGGUGCAGGAGCUGGGUCACGGCUGCGCCGCCCUGGUCACCAAGGCUGGAGCCUUGCAGUGCAGCCCCAGUGAUGCCUACACCAAGAAGGAGCUGAUAGAGAGUGCACGCAAGGUUUCCGAGAAGGUGUCUCACGUGCUGGCAGCCCUUCAAGCUGGGAACCGUGGGACGCAAGCCUGCAUCACAGCAGCCAGCGCUGUCUCUGGCAUCAUUGCUGACCUCGACACCACCAUCAUGUUUGCCACGGCAGGAACCCUCAACCGAGAGAACUCGGAGACCUUUGCUGACCACAGGGAAGGCAUCUUGAAGACAGCCAAGGCACUGGUGGAGGACACCAAGGUGUUAGUGCAGAACGCCACAGCCAGCCAGGAGAAGCUGGCCCAGGCUGCCCAGUCCUCUGUGUCCACCAUCACCCGCCUGGCAGAGGUGGUGAAGCUGGGUGCUGCCAGUCUGGGAUCUGAAGACCCGGAGACUCAGGUGGUCCUGAUCAAUGCUGUGAAGGAUGUGGCAAAGGCACUUGGAGACCUCAUCGGUGCCACCAAGGCAGCUGCUGGCAAAGCUGGGGAUGACCCUGCUGUCUACCAGCUGAAGAACUCUGCCAAGGUGAUGGUGACGAAUGUCACUUCCUUGCUGAAGACGGUAAAGGCUGUUGAGGACGAGGCCACAAAGGGGACGCGAGCACUGGAGGCCACAAUAGAGCACAUACGCCAAGAGCUGGCGGUCUUCUCUUCCCCCCUGCCUCCCGCCAAGGUCUCCACCCCAUGUCGGCAGGAGGAUGUCAUUGCCACAGCCAACCUGAGCCGCCGUGCCAUCGCAGAUAUGCUGCGCGCCUGCAAGGAAGCCGCCUACCACCCGGAGGUGAGCGGGGAUGUGCGGCAGCGGGCGCUGCGCUUUGGCAAGGAGUGUGCCGAUGGCUACCUGGAGCUGCUGGAGCACGUGCUGGUGCCGAUCCUGCAGAAGCCGACUCACGAGCUGAAGCAGCAGCUGGCAGGAUACUCCAAGCGUGUGGCCAGCUCCGUCACCGAGCUUAUCCAGGCAGCUGAGGCCAUGAAAGGGACAGAGUGGGUUGACCCAGAAGACCCCACCGUCAUCGCUGAGAACGAGCUGCUGGGGGCAGCGGCUGCGAUUGAGGCUGCAGCCAAGAAGCUGGAGCAGCUGAAACCAAGAGCCAAGCCCAAGCAAGCAGAUGAGAGCCUGAACUUUGAGGAGCAGAUCCUGGAAGCUGCCAAAUCCAUUGCUGCCGCCACAAGUGCUCUGGUGAAGGCAGCCUCAGCAGCCCAGCGAGAAUUAGUGGCCCAAGGAAAGGUGGGUGCCAUCCCAGCCAACGCAGUGGAUGAUGGACAGUGGUCCCAGGGACUCAUUUCAGCC
Cariama cristata (Red-legged seriema) is the source of this 3441-nucleotide messenger RNA. Its product is annotated as talin-1. Gene Ontology annotation, cellular component: plasma membrane; focal adhesion. Lineage: Eukaryota; Metazoa; Chordata; Aves; Cariamiformes; Cariamidae. Gene Ontology annotation, molecular function: actin filament binding; integrin binding. The annotation marks the transcript as partial. Gene Ontology annotation, biological process: platelet aggregation. The transcript has 28 exons. The record is from RefSeq and is a predicted model, not a curated record.